This is a messenger RNA of Nyctereutes procyonoides (raccoon dog), 2174 nucleotides long. It is a transcript of the gene PELI3, whose product is annotated as pellino E3 ubiquitin protein ligase family member 3. The record is from RefSeq and is a predicted model, not a curated record. The coding region runs from base 660 to 1748 and encodes 362 amino acids. The transcript is spliced from 7 exons. Gene Ontology annotation, molecular function: ubiquitin protein ligase activity; protein binding. Lineage: Eukaryota; Metazoa; Chordata; Mammalia; Carnivora; Canidae. Gene Ontology annotation, biological process: protein K63-linked ubiquitination; regulation of Toll signaling pathway.
UGAGGAAACCGAGGCUCAGAGAGGGGAAGUGACUGGUCCAAGGGCACACAGCUGCUCUUCAUCCUGGCACUCCCUGCUCCAAAAUCUUCCAUGGCUCCUUCGUCUCAUAGAACAAAGCCUAGACUCCUAAGCUUGGUGUUCAGGGUCCUUCCACCAGCUUCAUCCUCCUCUACAUCAGUUCACCACCCACAUCACCACUCCUUGAUCUCACCAAACCUUGCCAGCCUCAGGCCCUUCAACUGGGGCAAGCCUUCCCUCUAGAAGGGCUUCUGCAACAGAGGCCGGAGUCGGACAGACCCAAGUUCAAAUCUCUGACUUUUUCACUUACUAGCCUGGGACCUCGGGCAGGUCAUUUUACCUCCCUGAGCCUCAAUUUUCCUCAUCUGUAAAAUGGGAAGAAAGAUACCUGUCUGGCAGGACAUUGCACAGAUUCCAUUAGGUAAUUAAUAACGUGAAGCCCCGGGAACAUGGGAUCCUCCAGAACGUGGCAGUGAUCAAGGCUGUGACUCACCUCAUCUUUGCCUUCCACAAUCACUCCCUCCGGAGAAGAGCUGGAAGGAAGCUACAAUGGGUGUCUGGCAAGUGGGGACAAAGGCCGCCGGAGAAGUCGCCUGGCGCUGAGCCGCCGACCCCAUGCCAACGGAGUGAAGCCAGAUGUCAUGCACCACAUCUCCACACCACUCGUUUCCAAGGCACUGAGUAACCGUGGCCAGCACAGCAUCUCGUACACACUGUCCCGGAGCCACUCGGUCAUAGUUGAGUACACACAUGACAGCGACACGGAUAUGUUCCAGAUCGGCCGUUCCACGGAGAACAUGAUUGAUUUUGUGGUAACAGAUACAUCCCCUGGAGGAGGGGCUGCUGAGGGCCCCUCAGCCCAGAGUACCAUCUCUCGCUAUGCCUGCCGCAUCCUCUGUGACCGCCGGCCACCCUAUACUGCCCGCAUCUAUGCUGCUGGCUUUGAUGCUUCCAGCAACAUCUUCCUUGGAGAGCGGGCGGCCAAGUGGCGGACCCCUGAUGGCCUGAUGGACGGCUUAACCACCAAUGGGGUCCUGGUGAUGCACCCAGCAGGCGGCUUCUCUGAGGACUCAGCCCCGGGUGUCUGGAGGGAGAUAUCAGUCUGUGGGAACGUGUACACUCUGAGGGACAGCCGCUCUGCACAACAACGAGGGAAGCUGGUGGAAAAUGAGUCCAAUGUGCUACAGGACGGCUCCCUCAUUGACCUGUGUGGGGCCACACUGCUGUGGCGCACGCCAGCAGGGCUGCUGAGGGCACCGACGCUGAAGCAGCUGGAGGCCCAGCGGCAGGAGGCGAACGCGGCACGGCCCCAGUGCCCUGUGGGCCUCAGCACUCUGGCCUUCCCCAGUCCGGCCCGUGGCCGCACAGCACCUGACAAGCAGCAGCCUUGGGUCUACGUCCGGUGUGGCCAUGUCCAUGGCUACCAUGGCUGGGGCUGCAGGAGAGAGCGGGGCCCCCAGGAGCGCGAGUGCCCUCUUUGUCGCCUUGUGGGGCCCUACGUCCCCCUGUGGCUUGGCCAGGAGGCCGGCCUCUGUCUGGACCCUGGGCCACCAAGCCAUGCCUUUGCACCCUGCGGCCAUGUCUGUUCUGAGAAGACUGCCCGCUACUGGGCCCAGACACCACUGCCCCAUGGCACCCACGCUUUCCAUGCUGCCUGCCCUUUUUGUGGGGCCUGGCUCACUGGUGAGCAUGGCUGUGUCCGCCUCAUUUUCCAGGGGCCGCUGGACUAGGCUCCCCCAGGCCCCGGCUGCCAUGCCCACCUGCCCACCCAGGUCCCCCACCUCCUGCAGCCUAGAGGGAGCUCUGCAUGUGGGACUUUACCUGCUGGCACAUAGCCACACCAGAUGGACGCAUUGGAUGGGCUGUGUUCCUUCCCUUUUGACACUUGUCCCUGAAAUCCCUACCGCAGUGAGAAUGAUGGGGCCCUUAGCACCAGCUCUGUCCUGGGCUGAUGGAGGGAAGCCCACCCCUAUGCCCUGGCCCUUCCUGGGGUGUCCCACAUCAUGCCGCCUACACUGUGUCCCUGGGGGAGUGAAGGGGCUAUGGGUCCCUGACCCCCAGCUCAGGCUGGCUGUACCCUGAGCCUGCCGACCUAGCUCCAGAUACUCACCCUGCUGCUGCCCUGGGUUCUCUAUAAACCUUGCUGCUCAGCUGCC